Nomascus leucogenys (northern white-cheeked gibbon) is the source of this 483-nucleotide messenger RNA. RefSeq names its product succinate dehydrogenase [ubiquinone] cytochrome b small subunit, mitochondrial-like. Gene Ontology annotation, molecular function: heme binding; ubiquinone binding. Lineage: Eukaryota; Metazoa; Chordata; Mammalia; Primates; Hylobatidae. Gene Ontology annotation, cellular component: membrane; mitochondrial envelope. The record is from RefSeq and is a predicted model, not a curated record. Gene Ontology annotation, biological process: tricarboxylic acid cycle; mitochondrial electron transport, succinate to ubiquinone.
AUGGCGGUUCUCUGGAGGCUGAGUGCCCUUUGCGGUGCCCAAAGAGGCCGAGCUCUGUUGCUGCAAACCCCAGUGGUCAGACCUGCUCAUCAUAUCUCAGCAUUUCUUCAGGACCGACCUAUCCCAGAAUGGUGUGGAGUACAGCACAUACACUUGUCACCGAGCCACCAUUCUGGUUCCAUGGCUGCAUCUCUCCACUGGACUAGCGAGAGGGUUGUCAGUGUUUUGCUCCUGGGUCUGCUUCCGGCUGCUUAUUUGAAUCCUUGCUCUGGGAUGGACUAUUCCCUGCCUGCGACCCUCAAUCUUCAUGGUCACUGGGGCCUUGGACAAGUUGUUACUGACUAUGUUCACGGGGAUGCCUCGCAGAAAGCUGCCAAGGCAGGGCUUUUGGCACUUUCAGCUUUAACCUUUGCUGGGCUUUGCUAUUUCAACUAUCACGAUAUGGGCAUCUGCAAAGCUGUUGCCACGUUGUGGAAGCUCUGA